UCUCCACGCAGAGAAAAGAACUGCUCGAUGCAGUGCAGAUCGGAUAAAGUUUCCUCUCAGCGAGGUCUCGGUGCUCACGGUGAGUUCGGAGGAUGCACACAGCCUGCUGUCGUGUUGCUCCUCCUCGACAGACUUUUCGAUUCAAGAGUGUGAGGGACUUUAACCGGAAACCAAACUUUUUUCUUCGAGCUUCUUUCUCUGAGGCAAAAGAGGAAAAAGAGACGAGCUUCGGUGUCACAAACUACACGGUUCCUCCUCUUUCUCCAUUUACGCGUGCUGUUGGAAAUGUGUGAGCUGCCGACCGACAGGGGAGAAGGAAACCGUUUCAAGCGACGAUAAGAGCGACGUCGACUGAUUUUAGGCUACUGAACACUCACAUAACGGAUUGUGGUCCUUUAUCAUGGAAGAUGGUGUGAAAGAGGAUCCAGCUCAGAGUAAAGAGCCAAAGUUCCUGGGUAAGGCUGGCUGGGUGAAGAAGGCCCCCGGCAGACUGUUGGCGAGCUAUAAGGAGCGCUACAUCCACGUGGAGAAGACAGAGAUUGUGGUGUAUGAAAAUGAGGACCGGCAGAACUGCUUAGAGAGGCUUGACCUGGAAAACUAUGAUAAAUGUCAUGAAUUAAAGAGCCCCUUCAAGAAGAAACACAGACUGAUACUGAUUCGAUCACCCAAGUCUGGAAAUAAGAUCCAUGAUGUGAAGUUCCAAGCUCAGACUGCAGAGGACAAAGAGGCUUGGAUUAAAGCUCUGAGCGAUGGCAUCAAUCGAGCAAAGAACAAAGUCUUUGAUGAGGUGAUGGUUGAUGAAAGCAGUAAUUUAGAGCAUGUUACUCGAACGAGGCCCAAAGGGAACCGUAACCGGCGGCCACCGACCAGGAUACACAUGAAAGAGGUAGCCGUUGUGUCGUCUGAUGGCAUCUUGCGUUUGGAUCUUGAUCUUGAGGAUGCCAUAAUGCCUAAUGGGACAAAUCAUGCCAGUGUUGAUGGCCCAGAGAGACCCAAAGAGGCCAUCAAAGUCCCAACGCCUCCCUCCAAUGCCAGUGAAGCUGCAGAGACACUGUCGGGGCCAAGUGAUGAGGGAGAGGCUCAGACUGAGCCAGAGGUCAGUCCCCAGAAAAAGGUUAUCAAACCUCCCAUGCCCCCUAUCAAAGAGCCUAAACCCAGUGCAGGACCUGAACAUGAACCUGAGAAGGAUUAUGGCCAAGAGAAAAAGGACCUGAAGCCACCUAUGCCUCCAUCUAAAGAAGUCAAGCCCUGUGUUUCAUCUGCUGAAGAAGCUACAGAGGAGGCCAAUACUGAGAAGAUGUCUGAAAAGAGUCCUGAUGCCAAGAAAAAGACAGGUCCACCUCCAACACCCCCAAACAAACCCAGCUCCAGCAGCUCCACAAGCAACCUUGCAGAGGCUGCACAGUCCAGGCCAAACUCCCACCCUCCUACCCCUCCAUCCAAAGAGAAGAAACCCUCCCAUCCUGCGGAGCCAGAAGAGGUUCAAGACACAAGUGGUGAACACAAGGAGAACGAAGAAGACGAUAAGAAAGAGGCAAGAGGAACAUCUGUGGGAACUGAUGAGGCAGAGCAGUUAGUUUCUCAAGAAUCUAUACAAGAUGAUGAACCUAAGAGUCCCAGCGAAGAAAGACAGGACAUUAAAAAAGAAUCAGGGGAGACUAUAAGCAGUGGCAUAAACAAGGCAUCCGGCAAUGAGCCACUCAGAAAGAGCCCUAGUCCUCUGCUAACCCCCAAGAAAAAGCCAGAGAAUCUUGUUCAACACCUAGAAGACCGAACAACUGAUUCUAAUAAGGAACAGGACCCUACCGCAUUUCUGCAAACAGCCCCAGAUACCUCAGCCAGUUCUCCUCAAGCAGAAGAGACACUACCCAAGACUGAAGUCCCCUCAGUAGUUGUCUCUUUGAAUGACCCGGUCACUGACGGCCUCAGCCUGAGUCCACUACUCUGUCACUUGCCUGGGGAGAAGAAAAAGAAGGCGGAGGAGAAAUCUGUAGACAGCGGUCAGCACUCAGAUGAUGACAGCGAAGGCUCUGGGAGUGAAGACACGCUGGCAAUGUCCACAGCUGCGUUGAGAGGAAGCCGGCCCAGUCUGGAUGUGUUGGACGCCAGUGAGGAUGACAUUCAGAUCCCUGUCGAUUCAAGGCCGACACAGGGCGCAAUCAAGCCUCAGGUUAGAUCGAAGGUAUUUCCCACUCGUCCUCUUAAACCCUCAACCAAGGCCAAGUCAGCCUCCAUUGGAGAUCUGCUUACUGAUUCUUCAGUCUUUUCUCAGGUGAGACAGCAAGCCAAAGCUGUGGCUGGAAGCAACAGGGCUCCCAGCGAUGAUGUUAUGAAACUUGAGGCUGAAGUGGCUCUGGAGAUGGAAAAGACGAGUGAGCUCCUGAGCAGAGUGUCCCAGUCCCAGAGGGUAGGUGACGGGGAGGGCAUGCCAGAGGAUCUGCUGGCCGAGGCCAUGGAAAAGCUGAAGAAGGCUGACCAUGUCCUCAGGGAGGUCAACAAACUAAAACCUCCAAAGAACUCAAGCAAAAGGAAGAGCUGGUGAAUGUCAGUCAUGGCAGAUUGACUGGGAAUUGACCUUUCGCUAAACCCUUGUCCUGAACAGUGACUAUGCAAUCACAGGCAAGCUUUGCAUCUCUGGACAUAGCCUAUUGUAUGGAUAGCGAUAUUCAGUAUACAAAGAGUUUGAAGGGCCAUAUGUUUUUUUUUUAGGCUUUCCAAGAGCAAAAGUGAAAGGAAUAGAUUAAAUGUACAGUCUUUAAGUAAAGUGUGUAAGUUCUGCCAGUAAGGGGUGUCACAUCAAAACAAUAACAAAAGAUGUUUGAUGACGUAGUGUGGGAUCAUAGGAGUUUUUAUCUUCACCACCAUUGCAGUCAGCUUCUCCCAGUUAGGAUCUCUUCACUGAUCAUCAUUCAGGAGGUUUCUAUUGGGAGCCGAAUUGUCCACAUAGGUCUGAUUAAAACCAGUAAAAACACUGAAUAAAGCAUUUCCACCUUAAAAAUAACUGAUUCUCCCAUGCUGUUGGGCAGACAAAGGAGCUCCCGGAGGGGCUGUGAACUCAUCCGGUUCAAAUGUUAGUUAAAUAGUAGUAAGAUCUUAAGUGAUAUGACGGCAUUGACAGGCGACCGAUGAAAUGCACCGUUACCUGAAUAAAAUAUUUAUCGUAGGUCUAGUGUGACAUUUUAAUGCAGAAAUAUUACAUGUUAUUGCUUUAAACUGUGUGUUUGUAUGCUCUAACAUAAGCUGUAACCAUUAGCAUCACCAGCUAACUAGCUUACUACUUCCUGUAGACACUCAAUGUUACUUUCAAGGCCUUUCAGGUAGCCUACCUAACCACAUUUGUGAGGUUACAGCUUACAAAGAAGCCCUGUUCACGACAAGCACAUCCACUACUAUUUCCCCACUGUGUGGAGGCUGCUUCUGGAUGCUAUUAGAGUUUAGGUUGACGAUAACAGCUCUGUCCUGCUCUUCAUUGGAUUUGGGAAAGUUUUUGCUCCAGUAGCCAACAUUAGUGUUUAGUUUGUCAAAUACAUCCUAAAAGCCUUUUCCUUUGUAACGUGUAAUUGAGACAAUUGCGGCAAAAAUGAGAAGCUGCUUUUGACUGGAAUCAAAAACCCACAGGUUCAAAAACGAAUUUUGAGUGUUAAAUUGUAUACAGCUACCUGACAGGUGUAGAAACAUUAGCUAAAGGGGUCAGGGUUUAGAGAAUAGAGCUAAAGGGGUCAGGGUUUAGAGAAUAGAGCUAAAGGGGUCAGGGUUUAGAGAAUAGAGCUAAAGGGGUCAGGGUUUAGCGAUCGGUCAAUCGAUGGACUCAUUUUUGAUGGUUAUGCAGCACAUGCAACUGUUCGCUCAUAAUUAAUUAAGUGCAAUUAUUUCUAGUUUAACUUCAUCUGCAGCUGAAAGUAAUGCUUAAUGUUCUACUUUGUGUUUUUUAUUUUUUGUUAUAUAUGAAAUCAGACAUUUUCAAGAAUAAUUACUUGAAAGCUAAUUUGAGAAUUAGGCUAUUAAUAUAAUGACAAAGCGGCACUGUCAAUAAAUUGAGAACAUUAAAAAAAGUACUAGAAAGUGUUAAUACCAGAUUACUGAGAUAACUUCUGUUAUGAAUUGGUCCUAUACAAUAUAUAAUUGAAUUGAAUUACACAACUGUCAUAAUAGUUCACUUUGUGUGGCAAAGUAAAACUAUGUUUUUUACUGGCAGUUUAUAUGAGGGAAUUUAUAUUGUACAUACUUUAUACUUUUACCACAGCAUUUUCUGUUUGUUGUUGAGGGAUAAUGUACCAACAUAGCUCAGGAGUUUUCUGAAAUUAAUCUUUUUAGACUAAUCAUGUGAUUAAAGAAAACUGCUACUCUACAUAGCAGGACUGCAGUUUUUUUUAUUAAUGAUCUGUUUUUAUUACUGAUAUUGUACAUAGCACAGAAUAAAGAGCUUGCAGCAGCCCAUUUGUCUCUCAUUAACCCCUCUUACAAUAUGUGCUCUUCAGUGAUGUUCCUCCCAAUUUGGAUCAUGAGCUCUGAACUUUUGUCCAGUGCUUUGUUAAAAAAUGUGAUGUUAGUUUUUAAGGCCAUUUUAAAUAUGCCAUGCCAUUUAGAGUAUAGAAUAUUUUCUAACAUUAGAUAUAAUUUUGUACUCUUUGAUACAAUUUGCUAUUGCCCAAAUAAACAAAGGGAAACUGUU
Dicentrarchus labrax (European seabass) is the source of this 4672-nucleotide messenger RNA. It is a transcript of the gene plekho2, whose product is annotated as pleckstrin homology domain containing, family O member 2. The record is from RefSeq and is a predicted model, not a curated record. Lineage: Eukaryota; Metazoa; Chordata; Actinopteri; Moronidae. Bases 401 to 2542 code for a protein of 713 amino acids. The transcript has 7 exons.